Molecule: messenger RNA, 243 nt
Organism: Racocetra persica
Lineage: Eukaryota; Fungi; Glomeromycota; Glomeromycetes; Diversisporales; Gigasporaceae
Source: the annotation of a GenBank genome assembly
AUGACAAUUAGUUACAAGAAAAAAACUUCACUUGAAAAACAUCUUCAUGAGUUUCGUGAUUAUCUGUUUAAAAUUCAAGUUGAAAGAUUGAAUACGAAUAAUGCAAGAGUUUAUUUUUUAGAUAAAAAAACUGAAGAAAAAAUUUCUAUUCCUAAGGAUAGGAUGGUAAUAUUGACAGAAGAACUUAUUCUGUCAAAAUUAAAUUCUAAAUCAGUCUCUGACGUUCGCAACUUAAAUCUUUGG